Messenger RNA from Solenopsis invicta (red fire ant), 6069 nucleotides. RefSeq lists its product as uncharacterized. The transcript has 5 exons. The record is from RefSeq and is a predicted model, not a curated record. Bases 554 to 3493 code for a protein of 979 amino acids. NCBI's taxonomy places the organism in Eukaryota, Metazoa, Arthropoda, Insecta, Hymenoptera, Formicidae.
UGUAAGAAACCGCGCGCGCCACGAGGCGCGCCACGAGGCGCGCCACGAUGGCGAGAAUGUAUUGUGCGCAACGCGUAAUGUACAUUAAAGAUAUCAUUUACAAGUGACUCUGUUAAGUUAAUAUCCCUCAACUUAUCUUGGCAAAAUAUCUCAGAGGCUGCCUAGCUGGAAAUAUAACAUUCUACAACAUUAGAAGUGGGAUCAAAUUCGCUUUCCCUCAGUGAGCGCGGGAUGAUCACGUGAAGGGAGCGUGCUACGCGAGUGUAGCUUUUCGGAGCAUUGGAGCUGAUGAGAAAAUCGGUAUUUGUCGGGCGACGAAAAAGGGUGAAUUUGGAGCCGGUAGAAAAUUUCGUCGCGCGGAACGGCGGCAGAGUCCGACGGAAAAUUUUGUCGUACCGGGCGGGACGACAAUAGAGAUACGCGCGUUUGGACACUUUGAACGGGGACGUUGGGCGCGUAAGCCAAUCAGUGGCCGUCAACGAUACAGUGUUGUGAGCGCGGUCGAAACAAGGACAAGGUUAUUUGUCGGUUUUGUGCAGGAAUUCGGGUUUUUAUGGAUCGCGUCAUCACUCGGUUUUUGUUCAAGAUGGAUACGUUAAACCAAGUAGACUUUCCCAAGCAGAUGCAGAAGCUCUUAUUAAAAAAAGAGCAAGAAUAUGGCCAACUGAAAUUUAUUUCUUCUCGGGCUACAGAGGAGACUUCAUGUUUUAUUGAUGAAUUAUUAGAAACUGUCACAAAUAUUACUAAGACAGUCAACUUAUACCAUAUUGAAUUAUUUUGUGAUGAAGAUAGUUCUAAACUAUGGGACAUUCCAGGAUAUAUUAUUACGAAUUACAAUCACAUUUUGUUGAACACUAACUUUUCUUCACAGUAUCUUCUUGCGGAGGAUAUGCUGUGUGGUCAUAUAGUUAAUUUGUGGCCUACUUUAUCACCAUACCUCUUCAUACAGAUAAUAUGGCAUAUAAAAUGCGAGGACCUAUUAAUUGAAUCACUCAUGCACUUGCCAUUGGACCUAUGCAUGGAAAUUCUGGAGAUAACGGUCAGAUGCAUAAAUGAGUUGGAAAUGUCUCGAGCCAAACGUCUUGUUAUUCUUCUGAUAUCCAAGUUGUACUAUAAAUGUCAGUGGUUGCAUUUAGGCACAUUGUCGAAUCAUGAUAUAGCGGAACUCUCCCAGCAACUAGUAGCACAUUUUCAGACAUUGCUAAAUACAGUUAAAUCCACAUUUAUUCCUCUUAAAUUGUCUGUUCAAGAAAAAUAUGUGCAGCAUGGUAUUUUUCUAAAAAGAAUGCUUUGUUGUAUCAAAACGUGCAUGCACUAUAAGACUAAGAAUUUGCCAUACGACAACCCAUGGAUAAAAUAUUUCAAGAUCACAUAUGGCAAUCCUCAUGGUGUGAAUUACUUUUAUAAGCUUCCUAUUGAUGAAGUGAAAUCUAUCAUGGCAAUACUGGAUCAGGAAUUGAUUGCCUUACUUCUUAAUGAAAUCAAGGAAGUUGAUUGUUUCGAGUUCAUGGCCUGGAUGGAGGUCGAUGAUGAGGAGAAUAUUAUGAUUUCGCUACAGCGUGCCUUCAUCAUCGAAUGCCAUUAUUUUAUGGAGUUUAUGAAGCAGGAUGAAUUUUUGUUUAUGAACGAGCAUCUGCUUCAUUGCCUGCAGCAACUUGUAGGUCCACAUUCCGAAAAGUCUAUUUUAUCUCUUCAAGAACUCUGUGAUAGUAUUGAGAAAGAUAAUUUGGAUGGCAUGAAGGAAUUGAUGAGACGUUACAAGACCUGGGAUCUAUCUAUAUUGAAAUUUGUCUGUGGAAAAAUAAAAUUGUUACAUAGGGAUGAUAUUGGUAUUCUACUUGAAUAUCUUCAAUUUAAAUUUGCUACGAAUGAUUAUAUAGAUCAGCAUGAAGCAUAUAUGUUGAUGUUGGAAGUGUUAAUGCGACAACAGCUAUUAGAUAUGUACUAUAUUGUACUGCAAUACACAUUGCGGCAUUUUGAUGACAAUUAUUUAAUAUGUAUGUUUAAUAAUGAACACUUCAAGAGUUUUAUAGAAAGCAAUGUAAAUAUGCACGAUCAUGUAAUAUUGCGUACUAUUUUAAUCUUUGUUCUAUUGCAUCCGAAGAAGGUGUUAAGAACUUUGGUGAGAGUUGCAAUAGGAAGUACUGAGAUAGAAUACCAAAAUGUCGUGUUCAAAAGACCUCAGAUUUAUUUUUUAUAUGCAUUUUUUAUGUCGCAAUUAAAUAAUCAAAAUAACUUGCUGACGUAUUUUCUGAAUGAUGCCUGGAACUGUGAUCGCUCUACAUGGAGCUACAAGCAAUUCGAAACUUUUAUGAAUGACAUGCUUCAGGAAGAGGAAAUAAAUUCGGAUGAUCUACUAAACAACUUUUAUAUCCCUUGCCUGACCAAUGAUUUGUUCAAUUGCUCCAACCUGCUCUCUGUGUUGAUACACAUGUACUUUGUUCUGAAGGAAAAAAUCAAAGAUUAUUUGGCGAGAACGAAUUACGUUGAAUUCGGAAAAAAAUUAACGUGUAAUUCGGACAAAACGAAUUACGUAUUGCUAAUUAAACAAUUAACCAAGAGGAUGUCAAUGCUAAGAAAAUGCAACUCAAUGUACUCCAAGAGCACUGUGAAUAAUUUGUUGAACCGUGGAACAAUGAUAUUACAUCUUUUAUUUACUACUCCGAAUCUACUGACGAUGAGCAAUCGGAACGAGAUCAUCAAGAUUAAUAAUAUCAUAGAGCCGAUUGAUCAAAUACUUCUGAAACAUACAUCUCAGUUACAGACAGUUAAUCGCGGCACCGUGUGCGAUGUGAUCCAAAACUACGAGAAACGGUGCCUCAUCACUUAUCAAUUAUUACGUGACAACAAUAGCAUUGAAAAUCAAAAAUCCAAGUCCAAUUUGCUCGAUCAAUUUGACGUGUACUCUUUCGAACUGGAUCAAAAGGCGCUAAUACGUCAUAUGAUGCUGCAUUCUUCUGAAAAAGAGUACGAACUUUUUGCUAACGAGAUGACGGUAAUGUCCUCGUCUUACUUUGGUUGGGCCAACGAACUAAUGGCGUAUGCGAAUGUAUUGCACAUUACCGCCGAGGCAAUGCAGCUCGCCUUAAUGUUUACACACAUCUUUCCCAAAGAUACAUUUGUUUCGUUGUUGCGUGCUCUUGUGCGCUAUUGCAACGUAUUCGCACGACUUAAGCAUCAUUUGAGCAAUUCUCGAAAAGAGAUAUACAAUUCUCUCUCGACAGUUCUGUUGUCCUUGAAAAAUACAGUCAAUGAAACAGCCUAUGGUGAGAUGUACGACGAUUUGCUCAAGCACGUUAACGAUAUGGGCGUCAACUCAAAUACAGAGAUUACACAUUACUUUCACAUAAUGAUCGAGUUACUUGAGACAUACAACGUACAAUUUGAAAAAAUCGAAAGUGCUUCUACUACAAGUGCGACAGUUGACAUGUUAGAGGCGUACAAAUUCGUGUGCAGUUAUGUAUUGAUAGUACUUCACGUGAUACUUAAAUGAAAAAAAAAAUUUUGCGUAGUUGAUGAAUAAGAUGUAUUCCUGAAGAAUAGAUUAACUUCGAUGAAAUAUGAAAAAAAUAUUUAUAUGUUCUUAUUUUUUCUUAAUUUUUAUUUAUUUUGAAACUUUGCCUUUUUAUUUUUCAUUUUUGCAUUUCUUUUCCACAGGAAAUGAAUCCGGAUGAUCUACUAAACAACUUUUAUAUUCCCUGCCUGACCAACGAUUCGUUCAAUUGCUUUUCCAUGCACGUCAAAUUGAUCGAGCAUGCUGAACUUGGAUUUUGGAUUCUUAAUGCUACUGUAUCACGUAAUACUUGAUAAAUUGUAGUGCAACGUUUCUUGUAGUUAUGCAUUACAUCAUGCACAGUGCCGCGAUUAUCUAUCUGUAUGAUCGAGAUGUAUAUUCCAAAAAUAUUUGAUCAAUCGGCUCUAUAACAUUAUUAACUUUGAUGAUCUCGUUGCGAUUACUCAUCGUCAGUAGAUUUGAUGUAGUAAAUAGAAGGUGUAAUAUUGUUUCACGUUUCAACAAAUUGUUCAUAGUGCUCUUGAGAGCAUUGUGAACAUUUUGUUGAACCGUGGAACAAUGAUGUAAAUUAAGUUGCUUGCAAUACUAAGCAAUUGCAUUAGUAUUGACAUUGUCUUAAUUAAUUGUAUGAUUAGCAAUACGUAUAAUUCGUUUUGUCCGAAUUACGUGUUGAUUUUUCCAAAUUCAACGUAAUUUAUUCUCCCUGAAUAAUGUUUUUUCCUUCAGAACAAAGUACAUGUGCAAUGUGCAUUAAUAUAGAGAACAGGUUGAAGCAAUUGAACGAAUCAUUGGUUAGGUAGGGAAUAUAGAAGUUGUUUAGUAAAUCGUUCCAAUUUAUUUCCUGUAAAAAAAAUGCAAAAAUGAAAAAUAAAAAAAGGCAGUUUCAAAAUAAAUAAAAAUAUAAAUUAAGAAAAAAUAAAAAUCAUUAUUAUACAUAAAAUAUUUAGUUCACAGUGCUCUGAUCAGAAUGCAUUGAGGUAAUCUCGUUUAUCGAAUAAAUCUUACUUGUUUGAGAUCAAAAAGAAUUGAAUAUACAAAUACUUUCUUUAAUUAUAUAAUCUCGAUCAUCAUUUUUUUACGAAUUAUUUCUACUAUUAAAUAGUUCGUGUUUAACAAUUUGCAAAAAAAUAUGUAUUAUCAAAUGCUUGAAAAAUUUUAUAAAAUUUUUCUUCAGUGUUGUGAGAAUAUAGAAACUUCGAAAAAAAUUUUCAAAAUUUUUGUAUAUCAUUGGGGAAGAAAAUGAAUACUGAAAUACUUACCUUUCUUUUGCCUAAAUAUGCUUCUCCAAAAUUUUUGAAGACAUUUGAUUCACUUUUCUGAAAUUAUUUUUCUAAUCGAUUAUUGUCUUAUUCCUACCGUUAGAUAUCGGAGUAAUACACGAAUCUAGUGCUACACACACAUGAGAGCCGAACAAAAUUGUUGAGAGUAUAUUUCUAUCUAAUGAAUAGUAUUAUAACUGCAUUUUAUAAUGAUAUUACGUUAUUUAUAUUAAUUUUCUAAUAUAUGACAAAUAUUGUAACAUCAAUAUACAUAAUUUUAUGUUCAUUUAAUGUUUUGUAAUCAACAUGUUAUGUCAAAAUUUUUGUGAAAUAUUUCUAUAGAAAAAGAAAAACCAUUAUGCAUGUAUGUAAUUCUUUUGCGAAAUUGCAAUUUAGAUACUGCAGUUAUGAUACUUUUCAAUUGUAUUUAUAUCGAUUUGUCUAGCUAAAAAAUUGUGUUCAUGCUCGUGUAUCUAUUAUGUGAUAUUUUAGUAAUAACUUAGUAAUAAUUUUUUUUUAAAUAAGUAUGCAAGGAGACGGAGACAUUUUUUAAUUGUACAAAAAAAGAAUUAUUUAUACGAUUUCUUUAUCGCGAAGAAAUCAUUUGUGAACUUGAUUCUACCUCGUGUACAUAAAUAUAUACUUGUAAUAAGCGUUGGACUGAUUAAUAAAAUACACGUGCAAGAGAUACAAAAUGAAAUAUAAAAAAAAAUUUUAUUUAAAACAUAGGCGAGCGUUAGCUUAAUUAAGUCUUUUCCCUUCACAAAUAUGAAAUUUUAUCCUCUUAUCGUAUAAACCAAAUUACGAAUAAUUCCCUAAUAAAUUCGAUAUCUUUACAAUGGGAAUAUUAUUAUGUUGCGAACUUAAAAGUAAUAACUUAAGUUGAUUUUUCAUAAUAAUUUCAACACAAUUUCGAAAAAAAAUUAAUUUAAAAUAAAACCAAAUAAAGUAGCAAAAUCAUAAAUAUACGCUCUUUUGACUCCGAAAAAACAUGUAUGUGUACACUCGUAUUUUUCGGCGCAACGUCAUCCAAUUGGUAACAAAGUAUCGAUCUGAAAAUUCUAAUACUAUAUUUGUGCGACAGUAUCAAAUACCAUAUUGCUACGAUAAAAAGUAAAAAAGAAACAAAGAAAAUUGCGAAGAAAGAAAAAAUGUGCAUUAUUUUGAACUCUAGUUUAAAUCUCCUGUUAAACUAAAAUUUAAAUGUUCAAAAAUUAUCAAAUGGACAGAACCUAAGAAUUGACUUCAAUACUUUCACGGUAUUGUUAAAUAAAAAAAGUAUCGUUAAUAGGAUAA